Molecule: messenger RNA, 2075 nt
Organism: Geodia barretti
Lineage: Eukaryota; Metazoa; Porifera; Demospongiae; Tetractinellida; Geodiidae
Source: the annotation of a GenBank genome assembly
CGCAAGACGUUCAUGCAGUAGCAAUCAAGAGAGCCGGUAGAAUUGUUGGACAUGUACCGUUUAACCUCGCUCCUACUGUAUCGGCUUUCUUGAGAAGAUCUAGAAACAAAUGUCUGGCGGAAGUGAGAGGUUCUAAGGUGAAUCGAGGUGGUGGCUACGGCCUAGAUAUUGUGAGUAGCUAUCACUUUUUUGGACCGAAGGACACAAGCUCGAGACAAUUUGUAAGAAUCUACAAAGUAAAGAGUUGCUCUGUUACGCAAUAAAUCAGCAAACAAGAUGGACAUUACAUCGAGAAUGCAACUCAGUUAUGAUGUUUUUUAUGAUUUUGUGAUUUGUGGGUGUGACCUUGUGGGUGCGGCUAUGUGGCCGUUAUAGCCGGGUUUUUUUCAACCGUUUGGGGAGAACGCGCAACUGGCCGUUAUACGGAGUAUCGAGGUGGCCGUUCUUCAGGGGUUUACAUACAACGGAAGUCUACAUGACCUCAUAUAGCAAGUUCAAAGUUCGUCUGUUCCUAGUUUUACUAACUUCUGGCAUAUUGUUUCUUAAAUUUUAUAAGGAUACUUGGAAAACUACUCCAUUAGAUCUUGGUGGAACUAUUGAUUUACGCGGAAGUGAUGGAUUCUCUAAGAGUCACUCUACGACUCUCAGCAAAGGAAAUGUUUCUACAACUAGUCAAAGGAAUGAUGAAACAGUAACCGCUGCUGAUCCUACUUUAAAUUACUACAGUUCUCUAUACAUUGAGACAAUCAAAACUACUCAAGAGACCUCACUAGAUGUUGUUCACAAACUUUCAAAUGUGGUGAUCAGCAGGGGUCCUGAUAGAACCACACACCACAUCUACUCUGCCUAUUACGAUUCAAGACAGUUGUCUAACAGACCGGCCAUUGUCAUGUUUGGCUAUGUUUCUAAACGAACUCACGAUAAAAUCCACUGCAAGUUCGUGUACGAAGACAACAGUACAAAGUGUGCUGGGAAUCUGGUUCAUACUCCACUCAUUGCUCCAAAUGUCUGGGCCUGAAUCCUACUUCUGUACAAUGCGUUCUGGUGAAAGGAUCCCUACACAUGUGCUUCUUAGUGGAAGUGGAGUGUGUGGAGGAGAAUGGAGUUCUCCGAUUCCAGUGUGGAACAGAGAGAUUGGGGAGAGAGACAGCAUUGGUGUGUGUGUCAUGGGAGCUCUCUUUACUGGUGCAGAGCUAACCAAUGAGAAGAUAUUUGAUUUGAUGGUUGAUUUCCUAGCCAUGGUAAAGGUCCUCGGUGCUAAGAUUGUCACAAUCUACAAUGCCAAUGUCAGGUACGAACUACUGGAGCAAAUCAUGAAGUUGUAUCCUGGAUUCAUAGACAUGAUACAGUGGGAGAAUCUUUACGGAAAGCUGCACUAUGGUGGUCAGCGUGUUCUGCUGAAUGACUGUCUGUACAGAAACAUGAGGAGGGUGAAAUAUGUCGUGUUUAGCGAUCUUGAUGAGGUCAUAUACCCAGUUUCAAGUAACAAUUGGAUAGACAUGUUAAACAUUUUGGAGAAGAAGGGGAAAUAUGCCAGUUACACGUUUUCGAAUAACUUUAUAGCAGAACUUGCUCCUAAUACUACAAUCAAUGGUAAUAACUCCUGUCCAUACAUGAAUUUGCGUAAGUAUUUUGUGAGGCUGCGACGUUUGCCCUGGCCGGACUUUAAACAGAACACGAAAAUGAAGAUGAUUGUCAAGCCAGAGGCACUGUCAGCUCUCUGCAUUCACGAUAUAUGCAAGCCAACUCUCAGAGGUUAUACCAAGACUUAUAGAGUACCUAUGAAUGUGGGACUAAUGGCUCAUUAUCGUGUUCCCGUGCCAAAAAUUGUACAUCUAUGGUGAAGGAGUCAUUGACAAUACAGCGCUGAAAUAUAGGGAUCAGUUCAUGGAGGAAAUGCUACGAGUGUGCUCUCUCAUAGAAACAUGAUAUUAUUGCUUUUUACAUCCACAUUACAUGAAUAUCAUGACUGUAUAAAUUUUCUUGCUAUUUUGCUUUUUGAUGAUCAAAAGCGAAAACCCUCGGCGAAAAUGAAACACGCGUGUGCGGAAGUAUAUAUAUAUACGAGGCCGUCU